Molecule: messenger RNA, 1912 nt
Organism: Hevea brasiliensis (rubber tree)
Lineage: Eukaryota; Viridiplantae; Streptophyta; Magnoliopsida; Malpighiales; Euphorbiaceae
Exons: 1
Coding region: 154-1839 (561 amino acids)
Source: RefSeq, a predicted model, not a curated record
AAAGAGCAAGCAAAGCAUACAAAAGCAUAUCCUUGUACCAAGCAAACAUCUGAAAAGGCUUAAAUCAAAAAGCAAACCUGAAGUGUCUUCAAAAAGCUCUCCACUUCCUGUCUAUCAAAAACUCAAAACGCAAAGACCAAAACCUCAAAAAUAAUGGAAGACGAGGAAGACUUGCCACCCUUCUGGCUUCAAAACACUGAUCGACGCAGCCAAGCCUCCUUUAUCUUCCACAACUCCGGUGUCCUUCUCAUAAUCUUACUAGUAAUAGUUUUUGUUUUUGUUUUCAUUAUUGUCCCUUCAGUCGUUUCUUUCACUUCCCAGAUUUUCAGACCACACUUGAUCAAGAAAAGCGGGGACUACCUUAAUUUUGUUCUUGUCCUGUUUGCUAUAGUCUGUGGAUUUCUUGGUAGAAAUAAUAACAAUAAUAAUAGCAAUUCUGAUAAUACAAGCUAUCGCCGCUUAUCAAAUGUACAAAAAGAUGUGCAAAGAUCAUAUCCAUCAACUCCUGCAAAUAGAUGGUAUGAUCAGUAUCAAGAUCGGCCGGCCUAUAGUUCCUUGAACAGAUUGAGGAGUUUCAGUUCUUAUCCAGAUCUACGACAAGAAUCCUUAUGGCUGACCAACGACAAACGCUGGCGAUUUUAUGAUGAUACCCAUCUUAAUAGCUACAGGGUUUCAAGCCCAUCGGAUGCUCAUCGUCCACAGCAACAGCAGCAGCAGCACCAGCAGCACCAGCAAGAACAGGAAGAAGAUGUUGCUACUAAGGAUGUAGCUGUUGAUACUUCUGUAAAGGAAGUUGUGUGCAUACCACCACCACCACCGCCUCCGUUUCCUCCUCCUCAACCUCCUUCACCCCCAGCGCCACCACUUUCUCCUCAACUGCCACCACCUAGGGCUGUGAGAAGGAAGGUGAAGAGAACAUAUCAAGAUCUUGUGCAUGAAAAGAGAAAAGAAGAGAAGGAUUUGGAAGUUGAGAAAUUCUAUGUACCACGAACUUCUUCAGCAACGACUUCGCCUGCACCCUCACCACCACCAGUUUUCAGCGAGAAUGAGAAAAGGAGAGGUAAAGAUUUCUUGACUUCACUGAGAAGAAACAAAAAGAAGCGGGGAGAAAAAAGUGUUGAAAAUCUUGAGAGCUUAUUGGACCCUCAACCUUCAUCUUCACUUUUCAUACCAUCACCAUCCCCACCUCCGCCGCCGCCACCUCCACCCCAUUUCUUCCAAAAACUUUUCUCUUCCAAGAAAGGAAAGUCCAAGAAAGUCCAUUCAGUUCCUCCACCUCCACCUCUGCCACCUCCAUCAGUUACUUCAUCCUCUCGCAGCGUAUUAAAAAUCGUAUCUCAAAACGUCACACCAUUAAUAGAGUCGCGUGCAUCAAGAACCACCACUGCCCAAGUAGCAGCGGUCACGGCCCAUCAAGCUCCCAAAGCGGCUAAGACAGGUAGUUCCAGCAGAGUAGAAGAGAAUGUAGAAAGCGGCAAUGUAUCACCCUUGAUUCCAAUCCCGCCUCCUCCGCCACCGCCUUUCAAAAUGACAUCAUGGAAGUUUGUGCGCGAUGGCGACUAUGUUAGAGUGGCAAGCCUUAACAGUUCGCGUAGUGGGUCACCGGAUUCGGACAGUGAAGACCCAUCAGAUAAGGACUCGAGACCAAUGGCUAGAAAGGAUGGCGGUGGCGAUUCAACGUUGGCAAUUUUCUGUCCAAGUCCUGACGUGAACACAAAGGCUGAGAACUUCAUUGCAAGGUUCAGAGCUGGUCUGAAGUUGGAAAAGAUCAAUUCUGUGAAAGGGAGGUCAAAUCUUGGCCUAGGCCUUGACAUAGUUGAAGGAGAAGGCCCAAGCUAGAAUUUUUUUUUUUUUAGAAAAAAGAAAUUUAUCUAUUCUUCUUUUUUGUGAGAAUAUAAUUUAAAUAGCAGAA